Symbiodinium natans is the source of this 915-nucleotide messenger RNA. Lineage: Eukaryota; Dinophyceae; Suessiales; Symbiodiniaceae. The record is from the annotation of a GenBank genome assembly.
GCAUCCGCAUUCCAGACCGGGAGCCACAGCAUCCUCGAGCGGAUCGCGUCGCUGCAGCCCGAGCUGGCGCCGAAACUCCUGGAGUUCAUUGAGAAUCAGGGCCCCCGCGUCAUCGACGAGUGCAUGCAAUCGGACGCAGCGCUCCGGCGGCAUGUCGAGGCUGGCUUAAUCGACCUCUUUGCUGCAGAGGAGCGAGCCGCCGACCCGGGGCCCUCGCAGCUCUUCCAAAAGGGGCCGGGCCACAGCCUACCCGGGGCAGGCGCAUCGACGACACCAGUGAUACGCUCGAUCAAUGCUUCUGUCCGGCCGAAGGCCUUCCAGACGAAGCCAAGCACUCGAGGCCAAGGAGCUCCCGCGGAGGUGCCCCCAAGUCUGCCGACGCCCACGAUGGCCGGAUACCACCGCGUGGUGCAGGACUCACCUGCCCCCCCGGCCAAGCCGCGUGUUGUUGCUGCAGAGACGAGAUCAUCUCCGGCCGCACCAGCGCGGUCAGGCCACAGCCGCCGCAUCUGGGGUUUGGAGGAGCUGCUGUCGGAGUUGGGUCUGCUCGAAUACGAGGAGGCAGCCGCGGCCUGGGCAUCGCAGAUGGGAGCUGCGUUUCUUGAGGAGCUCGUGGAGAACAGCGAGGAGCUGGCGCAAGCUAUCUGCCUGAAGCCGUUGGAGCAGAAGCGGCUGCAACGCAUGGGGCCGGAGGUUGCUGAGCGGCUGCGCCGGGCACGGCCGGUGGAGGCUGAGAGCCGCCCCCCGCCGAGACCACCGCCAGCAGCGACGGUCACAGACACUCCCGAGGCAGAGGCUCCUGUCCCUGAUGCCCUGCCGGCCACGGCGCUCUGGACCAGAAAGUGGUCAACGCCGGCUAAUGCCGCGGCUUCGACGUGGGGAGCCGCUUCUGAGAAGGACGAGGAGCUGGUGUGA